AGAAGAACGUGCUACAAUACGUCUUUUCUCAUUUGAAUGCUGCGGCUUGAGCUUUUUUCUCUUUUUUUCCGCCGCAAUUUUUGUAAGCGCCUCCGCCAUACAUCGCACUCGAUCUAUCGCAAAGUACAUUAGCCGUUCAAUUGCACAUCAGCACCAAUGCUUUCGACGGCGCAGUAUCCUUUCACUUGCAUCCGGCAUAUUGGUGGAACGAUCGUCGCAUCUGCAGGGCCAAAUAUAUACUCUUUCUCUGCUAGCGAUGGUCGCAAGAUCUCGACAUGGCCUGAACUUAAGCCAAACGAUUCUGCAAAAGCCGGAACGAAUGAUGACAAUACUGAGAGUAGUGAAGGACCGCCAGAAAAGAAAAGAAAACUUUCUUCCACGGGCACCGAAAAGGAUGAGCAGGCAAAUGGAAAGGACAACAAGUUUAGCGCAACUUGGCUGUCUGUUCCUAUCCUCGUGCCUUCCCCAUCAGGCCGCUAUGUAGUUGCAGUGACUGCAGAAGAUAAACAUGUGCGAGUCUUCGAGCUCAAUUCGGAAGGGGUAUUGACGGAAUCAAGUGACAGACCAGUACCUCGAAGACCCUGCGCGGUAGCAUUCUCAUCUGACGGCAACACCAUCAUCUGUGCCGAUAAAGGUGGUGAUGUAUAUAGCAUGCCUUUACUACCCGGCGAGAGCGGCGAAUUCGAACUAGUCUCUCGCGCUAAGAAGCCAUCCAAACCGGCGGCAAACCCUCUCGUCGUGCAUACUAAGAGGAACUUGGAUGCUUUGCGUCAACAACUUCGUCAAAAGCAAGCGCAAGACAAUACUCCCGCCAAUCCUACAGCGAAACGAGAUGUGCUUUCCGGACAUGUUUCUACGCUUACCGAUAUGGUCUACGCAGUCGUACCAUCGAGCACGUCAGCUAGUGGUUCGCACAGUUAUAUAUUGACGGCAGACCGCGAUGAGCAGAUUCGUGUGUCUCGUGGGCCUCCUCAGACACACGUUAUCGAGGCAUUUUGUCUGGGCCAUGAGUCUUUUAUUAGCACUCUCUGUAUACCACCGACCUUGCCGCACCUUUUAGUUUCUGGAGGAGGCGAUAAUUCUAUCUUUGUUUGGGAUUGGAGAAAUGGCCAAUCUCUGUACAAACUAUCAGUUCUUCCUGAAGGUAAGAAUCAGAUCGUUGUAAGAGAUAUCUGGGCAGUGAAAAUUGCAGGAAAUUCAUCCGUUGCAAUUUUUGUGGCUCUUGAUGGGUCUCGCGAACUUCUGAGCUUCUUGUUAGAGGACAGUGGUAAUAUACUGCCUCAAGAGUCGAUUCAAGCCUCAGGAAACGUUCUCGACUUGACUUAUCUAGACGAAAACAAUAUGAUAUUCGUUUCCAUCGAUAGUUGCCAUGAACCGGGUUCGAUAAAAGACUGGAAAAAGGAUUCCGAUGAAUCUCCGGUACUUGUCGAAGGCUAUACGGUUAAAGUGAAGGAUGGGAAAUUGGUCCUUGAUUCUGUAGCGAACCAGGCUGUCAACAACAUCAAUGCGCAGGGCACAGCAAAGGUACUCGCUGGUGUGGAUGAGUCUUCGUGGCCCAAAAGCCAAAAGGCAUUUAGCGAGAGGUUGUACAGCUUGCAAAAUCUUCGGAAGAGGACAACUGGGGACGGUAGAUAG
Talaromyces stipitatus ATCC 10500 is the source of this 1635-nucleotide messenger RNA. RefSeq names its product tRNA methyltransferase, putative. Gene Ontology annotation, biological process: RNA (guanine-N7)-methylation. Gene Ontology annotation, molecular function: protein binding; tRNA (guanine(46)-N7)-methyltransferase activity. NCBI's taxonomy places the organism in Eukaryota, Fungi, Ascomycota, Eurotiomycetes, Eurotiales, Trichocomaceae. Gene Ontology annotation, cellular component: cytosol; tRNA methyltransferase complex; nucleus. The record is from RefSeq and is a predicted model, not a curated record. The transcript has 3 exons. The coding region runs from base 157 to 1635 and encodes 492 amino acids.